GCAGGGGGAGGUGCCCGGAAGAGCCUGUUUCCUCGUCUUGUUCUCAGACUCUCUGGCUCGGGAUAGGGCGCGGCGGCGGCGAGGAGCAAAAAGUGACCGGCCACCGGCAGACAAAGCGGCGGAAACAGCAGGAGCCUGGGUUACUCUGUGGUAAUAACCGCCACCACAGCGGAAGAGCAGCAGCAGCAGAAAUGACUGCCAUUAAUGCAGGAAAUGUUAACUUCAAAUGGGAUCCAAAAAGCCUGGAGAUAAGGACACUUGCAGUUGAAAGGCUGCUAGAACCUCUUGUCACACAGGUUACAACACUGGUCAAUACCAGUAAUAAGGGUCCUUCCAACAAAAAAAGAGGUCGGUCUAAAAAGGCACAUGUUCUAGCUGCAUCAGUUGAACAAGCAACAGAGAAUUUCUUGGAGAAAGGGGACAAAAUUGCAAAGGAGAGCCAGUUUCUUAAAGAAGAGCUGGUGGCUGCUGUGGAAGAUGUUCGUAAACAAGGAGACUUGAUGAAGAGUGCUUCUGGGGAAUUUGCUGAUGACCCAUGUUCUUCCGUGAAACGAGGGAACAUGGUGAGAGCCGCCCGUGCCCUCCUGUCAGCAGUUACCCGGCUACUUAUUUUGGCUGAUAUGGCGGAUGUAUACAAACUGCUUGUUCAACUUAAAGUUGUAGAAGAAGGAAUCCUAAAGCUGAGAAAUGCUGGUACUGAACAAGAUCUAGGAAUACAGUAUAAAGCUCUUAAACCGGAGGUGGAUAAGCUUAACAUAAUGGCAGGCAAGAGACAGCAGGAAUUAAAAGAUAUCGGUCAUCGUGAUCAGAUGGCUGCAGCCAGAGGAAUUCUUCAGAAAAACAUUCCUAUACUUUACACUGCUUCUCAAGCAUGUCUCCAGCAUCCAGACGUAGCUGCUUACAAAGCCAACAGAGACUUGAUCUACAAGCAAUUGCAGCAGGCAGUGACAGGAAUCUCUAAUGCAGCCCAAGCAACUGCUUCUGAGGACUCAGUUCAGCAGCAGGGUGGUGGCGGAGAGUUGGCUUACGCACUCAACAACUUCGAUAAACAAAUUAUUGUGGAUCCUUUGAACUUCAGUGAAGAGCGUUUUAGGCCUUCCCUGGAAGAGCGCCUGGAGAGCAUCAUUAGUGGUGCAGCCCUAAUGGCUGACUCAUCCUGUACACGUGAUGACCGACGGGAACGCAUAGUUGCAGAGUGUAAUGCAGUGCGACAAGCCUUGCAAGAUCUGCUUUCGGAAUACAUGGGAAAUGCUGGACGCAAAGAAAGAAGUGAUGCUCUAAACUCUGCAAUAGACAAAAUGACAAAAAAGACAAGGGAUUUGCGUAGACAGCUCCGCAAAGCUGUUAUGGACCAUGUUUCAGAUUCCUUUCUGGAAACAAACGUGCCACUUCUAGUUUUGAUUGAAGCUGCCAAGAAUGGGAAUGAGAAAGAAGUUAAGGAAUAUGCACAGGUUUUCCGUGAACAUGCCAACAAGUUGAUUGAGGUUGCAAAUUUGGCCUGUUCUAUCUCAAAUAAUGAAGAAGGUGUGAAAUUAGUUCACAUGUCAGCAAGCCAGCUUGAAGCGCUCUGCCCUCAGGUAAUUAAUGCAGCUUUGGCUUUGGCUGCCAAGCCACAAAGCAAGCUAGCUCAAGAAAAUAUGGAGAUGUUUAAAGAACAAUGGGAAAAGCAAGUACGUGUCCUGACAGACGCUGUGGAUGAUAUCACUUCCAUUGAUGACUUCCUGGCAGUAUCAGAGAAUCAUAUUCUAGAAGAUGUAAACAAAUGUGUCAUUGCUCUCCAAGAAAAAGAUGUUGAUGGCUUAGAUCGCACUGCUGGUGCAAUCCGUGGUCGUGCAGCAAGAGUAAUUCAUGUUGUCACUUCUGAAAUGGAUAAUUAUGAACCUGGGGUGUAUACAGAAAAGGUUUUGGAAGCAACAAAGCUUCUGUCAAACACAGUUAUGCCACGUUUUACUGAACAAGUAGAAGCAGCAGUAGAAGCAUUGAGUUCUGACCCUGCUCAGCCAAUGGAUGAAAAUGAAUUUAUUGAUGCUUCGCGAUUGGUAUAUGAUGGAAUUCGUGACAUCAGAAAAGCAGUGUUGAUGAUCAGAACUCCUGAAGAAUUGGAUGAUUCAGACUUUGAGACAGAAGACUUUGAUGUGAGAAGCAGGACAAGUGUUCAGACGGAAGAUGAUCAACUUAUUGCUGGCCAAAGUGCAAGAGCUAUCAUGGCUCAACUCCCUCAAGAGCAAAAAGCAAAAAUUGCUGAGCAAGUCGCCAGCUUCCAGGAAGAAAAGAGCAAAUUGGAUGCUGAAGUGUCCAAAUGGGAUGACAGUGGCAAUGAUAUUAUUGUUCUGGCAAAGCAAAUGUGCAUGAUCAUGAUGGAAAUGACAGACUUCACCAGAGGUAAAGGACCACUAAAAAAUACAUCUGAUGUGAUUAGUGCUGCGAAGAAAAUUGCAGAAGCUGGGUCAAGAAUGGAUAAGCUAGGACGGACUAUUGCUGAUCAUUGCCCAGAUUCUGCCUGCAAGCAGGACCUGCUUGCCUAUCUGCAGCGAAUUGCUUUAUACUGCCACCAGCUGAACAUCUGUAGCAAAGUGAAGGCAGAAGUUCAAAACCUUGGAGGAGAACUUGUGGUGUCUGGGGUGGAUAGUGCUAUGUCACUGAUUCAAGCUGCAAAGAACUUGAUGAAUGCUGUGGUACAAACAGUGAAAGCUUCCUAUGUGGCAUCCACCAAGUACCAGAAAUCUCAAGGGAUGGCUUCUCUGAACCUUCCAGCAGUGUCUUGGAAAAUGAAGGCUCCAGAGAAGAAACCACUAGUCAAGCGAGAGAAACAAGAUGAAACGCAGACCAAAAUCAAGAGAGCCUCCCAGAAGAAGCAUGUCAAUCCAGUGCAAGCACUCAGUGAAUUCAAGGCAAUGGAAAGCAUUUGAGCAGAAGGAGUAUUCUGGAAUUCAUUAUUACGACUUUCAGAAUUUCUUCCAGUAUUCUGUGGAUUAUGUUAAAAUUCAUUAUUAAAUAAAUUUUGAUAAAAAAUCAUUUAGAGUAAAAGGAGGUAAACAGAUUUAUUAAGCAUAACAGUGCAACCUUAAAUCUGUGAACACAGUAAUUUAGUAUGAAAAAUGCUGUUUAGAAUUCUCUGGCAUUUUUUUUAGCUGACUUUUUAAGUAAUAAAUCCUGCUUUAAAUCUAUUCUGUAACCAAAGAUGAAUUUACAGUAACAUUAAUAAUCCUUCACAUAGCUGGAUCAUGUCAUUCCUUUAGAAGAAAAGUGGACCUUCUCAAUCUGAAAGUAGAAGGAAAUGUGUGGUUUUAUUAAAGUAUAUAAUGCUUUGGGUGGUUAGAGAAUAAGCUUUGUAUGUUGAAAUAAUUGGUAAAGUGGUAAAUGAUAGCUGCUGCUUAAAACACUAAGACAACUGUAGAAAAUGAUUUUGAGGAAGUAAUAUACGUAGCAUUCCCUUCUAAUUGAAGCAAGCUUUGCCCUCUUUAUUUGAAAUGGAACACAUUGGUGCAUUUGUUCUGAAUUGCUGGAAUCCAGGUUACUGUUAAAGAUGUGUGUAUUAGAAGUGCAUAGCAGGGAGAGGUGAGUUAUGGUCACCCAAGCAUUUCCAAAAUACUUUCCAGUAGGCCUCUUAUGAGAACAUCUGUAGGAGCCUGUAGGAACACAACCCUAAAGGAACUUUGUGUACAAUGCACAAUGCAUCGUGAAGAAAACUGAAUACUUUUCUUGAGACAGUGAGAAUGUUAAUGCUUGGUUACAGAUUACUGAUGUACUUUGCUGUAAGACUCUAAUAAAAGUUGUUUGUACCAGCCGGUGCUGUAAAUGUUGCAUGUUUUCUCUCAGCAUUUAGAUGCAAAUCCAUCAUUGUGUUCUUCUAAUAACUGCUAUGCAUCCUGCCUUAGGCUUAAAAAGAAGCAUAGAAAAUGGUGUUUAUUCAGACUGCAAUUUAGUUUUUAUUUGUCAUAACGGGAGCUUUGUGGUAUAAUUAUGCUGUUUUCAAAUUUUUAUGGAUGUCUGUUUUUAUACUUUUUUCCAAUAAAGUCCAGUAUAAAAAAAAA
Elgaria multicarinata webbii is the source of this 4034-nucleotide messenger RNA. RefSeq names its product catenin alpha 1 (gene CTNNA1). The transcript has 18 exons. The coding region runs from base 192 to 2909 and encodes 905 amino acids. Gene Ontology annotation, molecular function: actin filament binding; cadherin binding; beta-catenin binding. Gene Ontology annotation, biological process: cell migration; cell-cell adhesion. Gene Ontology annotation, cellular component: adherens junction; actin cytoskeleton; catenin complex. Lineage: Eukaryota; Metazoa; Chordata; Lepidosauria; Squamata; Anguidae. The record is from RefSeq and is a predicted model, not a curated record.